Prunus armeniaca (apricot) is the source of this 2898-nucleotide messenger RNA. NCBI's taxonomy places the organism in Eukaryota, Viridiplantae, Streptophyta, Magnoliopsida, Rosales, Rosaceae. The record is from the annotation of a GenBank genome assembly.
AUGAGGACGAUGAAUAGAGGCCAAGCCAAGACCCUAAUCUUCACCAAACAGCCCUUCAUCGAAGACGAAGGGCAUCGUAAAAUAGAAAAAUGGCAAUUCAGCGCCAUGUCCGACACGGAGAUUGUCAAUAUGGCUGAAACUCAAAUUUAUAAAUGCAAUUAUUAUGAUCCCAAUCAAAAGCCUAUCGAAGGCGGCUUAUUGGACCCCCGCUUGGGCCCAGCAAAUAAGAGUAGUGGUGAGUGUGCGACAUGUGGUGCGGUAAUGAAGGACUGUCCAGGGCACUUUGGAUUCUUGGUGCUUGCCCUCCCUGUUUUGAAUGUUGGAUAUUUAAGUACUAUUGUGGACAUUUUGAAGUGCAUUUGCAAGUUAUGUUCUGGCAUACUUUUGGAGGAGGGAAUGCGCAACGACUUUUUGAAGAAGAUGAGAAGUCCCAAGAUGGAGCCUUUGAGGAAAACCGAGCUGAUGAAAAAGAUAGUGAAGAAGUGUAAUAGCUUGGCAACCAAUUAUAGACCAGUGAAGUGCUCCAAAUGUGGAUUUAUAAAUGGUUCAGUGAAGAAGGCUGUGGGUGUGCUGGGCAUUAUUCAUGAUCGUUCAAAACUUAAUGGUGUUAUGGAUGACUUUCGAACAACACUUUCUCACACGAAAGAGUCCAAGGCAUCAUUUAAUGUGGCAACUCAUAUGCUAAACCCUGCUAGAAUUUAUUCUCUGUUUAAAAGGAUGGUUGAUGAGGACUGUGAGUUGCUUAAUCUUUCGAAUAGACCAGCGAACCUCAUCAUGAAAAACAUUGCUGUGCCACCUAUAGCUAUUCGGCCUUCUGUUAUUGUGGAUAGAUCACUGAGCAAUGAAAAUGACAUUACAGAGAGGUUAAAGAGAAUUAUUCAAUCCAAUGCUAUUCUAAGACGGGAUUUAUUAGAAGCAAAAUCUGCACCCAAAUGUUUGGGGCAUUCAAGAAGGUGCAUACUCUUUGAAGAUGUGCUUGGCUUCUUCAUGGGUUGUUUGGUUGGAAUGGAACAAGCUAGUUGGGAUAUACUUCAAGUUGAGGUUGCACAGUAUAUAAAUAGUGACAUUCGUGGCGUUCCCUUUUCCAUGCAAACUGCCAAGCCAUUGAGUGGUUUUGUACAGCGCCUCAAAGGGAAGGGGGGCCGCUUUCGUGGGAAUUUAUCAGGGAAGCGUGUUGAAUAUACUGGCAGAACUGUUAUAUCACCUGACCCUAAUUUGAAAAUCACUGAGGUUGGAAUCCCUAUCAAAAUGGCUCAAAUCUUAACUUAUCCAGAACGUGUUUCCCAUCAUAAUAUUGAGAAGUUGAGGCAGUGCGUCAGUAAUGGACCUGAUAAGUACCCUGGUGCCAGAAUGCUCAGAAAUCCUGAUGGCACAGAAUGGUCCUUAAAGGUUAACAGAAAGAACGCUGCUGAUGGACUCAAAUACGGUGACAUAGUUGAACGUCAUCUAGAAGAUGGGGACAUUGUUCUUUUCAACAGACAACCAAGCUUGCAUCGGAUGUCUAUCAUGUGCCAUAGGGCUAAGGUUAUGCCUUGGAGAACAUUGAGGUUUAAUGAAUCUGUUUGCAACCCUUACAAUGCUGAUUUUGAUGGUGAUGAAAUGAAUAUGCAUGUCCCACAAACAGAGGAGGCUCGGACAGAGGCUGUUAUGUUGAUGGGGGUGCAAAACAAUCUAUGCACUCCGAAAAAUGGAGAGGUUUUGGUUGCUUCCACUCAAGAUUUUCUAACAUCCUCUUUCCUUAUAACAAGGAAGGACACAUUUUAUGACCGUGCAUCCUUUUCACUCAUGUGUUCAUAUAUGGGGGAUGGAACAGAUCCUGUUGACUUGCCAACACCUGCUGUAAUUAAGCCAAUAGAGCUAUGGACGGGGAAACAAUUAUUUAGCGUUCUAGUACGCCCAAAUUCAAAUGUGAGAGUCUAUCUAAAUUUUACUGUUAAUGAGAAAUCAUACAGCAAGACUGAAGAUGGAGGACCUGAAGCAAUGUGCCCAAAUGAUGGGUUUGUUUAUUUUCGUAACAGUGAGCUCAUAGCUGGCCAACUUGGGAAGGGUACCUUAGAUAGGUUCAUGGUGCUGGUGCCAGGGCAUAUGAAAUAUCAACCUGGUAAAGUAGCAUAUCUAUGGCAGAAUAGGAAUUUACCAUAUGAGCAUGGCCAUUCUUCUGUUGUUGGAAGUUAUCAGGGGCAUUUGCAGAAGAAGAUGUGGGCUGCUGUAACUAAAGGCAGUGCAGAGUGUAUUUACUUGGAAGAUGCUCAUCGCUCUGUUGUUGGAAGCAGUCAGGGGCAUUUCCAGAAGUUUUGCAUUUGUAUCACUUUAGGAAAUGGCAAUAAGGAUGGACUUUACUCUGUACUUCUCAGAGACUAUAAAGCUCAUGCGGCUGCUUCUUGCAUGAAUCGCCUAGCUAAGUUAAGUGCUCGGUGGAUUGGUAAUCACGGAUUCUCAAUUGGGAUUAGCGAUGUACAACCAAGUGACAAUUUGUACAAUGAAAAGGAAAAGAUAAUUAAGGAAGGUUAUAACAAAUGUGCUGGUAUGAUACAGUUGUAUAAUGAAGGACAGCUACCACUUGAACCUGGUUGUGAUGCGGCACAAUCACUUGAGUCUGGGAUAACUAAAAUAUUAAACAAUAUUAGAGAUCAAACUGGAAAGUUGUGCAUGCAAACGCUGCAUUGGAGAAACAGUCCCUUGAUCAUGUCCCAGUGCGGUUCUAAAGGAUCUCCUAUCAAUAUUAGCCAGAUGAUUGCCUGUGUUGGUCAACAAUCGGUUGGUGGUCGUCGUGCACCUAAUGGAUUCAUAGAUCGAAGCCUUCCUCACUUCCCUAGAAAAGCAAAAACCCCUGCAGUAGAUGAACUUUGGGACAGAGUGAAGGUUCUGGGCAGCUUUAUGGGCAUCUAUUUCGGCUGA